Parastagonospora nodorum SN15 is the source of this 834-nucleotide messenger RNA. RefSeq lists its product as hypothetical. The transcript has a single exon. Lineage: Eukaryota; Fungi; Ascomycota; Dothideomycetes; Pleosporales; Phaeosphaeriaceae. The coding region runs from base 1 to 834 and encodes 277 amino acids. The record is from RefSeq and is a predicted model, not a curated record.
AUGCUCUCCGACCUGAAGCAGCAAUUCCCUGUCGCAGGAGAGAAGCGCAAUGUGCUGUCAUCAACGCAAGUGCAUGCUGCUCUCGACUGGCUAUCAGGCUUUCAUGGCUUCUGGUGGCAGCGUGUUGAAAGCCUAGAUCGCUCCUCGCUUGUUCUGCCACCCUUGGAGGAGGUACGACAUGAUGGUCAAGAUGCCACGCAGAAGAGUGUUUGGCUGAACGGUGGCUACACGUAUCUUGCGACGCGGCGAAAGGAGUACGCGGAUCUCGCAGGCGACGCUGAUUCUGAGUGGAGCGCAACCUUGACCCAAAAGAUGGGAACUGGAAAUGAGUCCAUCUCUGAAAUGGUCGCCACAUUUUUGGCACCCGCAGCGUCUGGCUCGUCACGAACAGCCCGCUACGAGACGCUCAUACACGGCGAUGUCAAGUCCGAGAAUCUGUUCACGAGCGAGUCUGGAGAGCAGGUGGCUUUCUACGACUUUCAGUACAUAGGCCUCGGUCUUGGAGUCUGCGACCUUGCGAAACUCUUCACAUGCUCGGUUCCUCUCAAUAUGCUCAUAAAUAAAAGGAUCGUACCACACGAGUUGUCGAUGCAAGAUGGCGAACGAGCACUACUUGAGCGCUACUGGAUGAGACUGAAAGAUAUGGGCAAGAAAGAUUAUCCAUGGGAGACAUUUAUGAUGCACUGGGAGGCUGCCAUUGUCGACUGGCUUCGUUUUCAGGCCAGUUGGGGAUUCUGGGGAAACACAGAAUGGCUCGAAGCACGUGCAAGAAGUAUUUUAAAGGACUCAGGCUGGAGGGAAGCCUUGACGAUGAAUUCAGACGAAAGUCGGUAG